Papaver somniferum (opium poppy) is the source of this 2135-nucleotide messenger RNA. RefSeq lists its product as uncharacterized. The coding region runs from base 782 to 2005 and encodes 407 amino acids. The transcript is spliced from 2 exons. Lineage: Eukaryota; Viridiplantae; Streptophyta; Magnoliopsida; Ranunculales; Papaveraceae. The record is from RefSeq and is a predicted model, not a curated record.
UUGUAAAGAGCUUUUAAGCUGGAAAACAUCCAAAAAGUGAUGUUAAUGCCAUUGGAUUAAGCGGUGUCCAUGAGUUUGUACUAGACUAGAAGACUUGGGUCUCCAUCUGAUUCGAAAUUCUAGGGAGGAAUGGAGCUGUAAGAGAAGACCUAAAAGCUAAAACAGAUGAAUGCCAUACCCCCUCUCACACCCGUUUGCAGUACUCAAGUCAUUACUACAUCACUUAGUUGACUGUAACACAGUAGAAGAGCAAGGAAGAAGACGGUUUUUGUCAGGGGUAAACUCCUCGGACUAAUUUUAUUUUUUCAAAAAAAGUUAGAAAAAAGAAAUAUAAUUUGGUCAACGGAAGUAUUUAACAGUCAAUCAUUGGUCAAGGACAUUCCCGUUGGUGAUUAACUACAACCCGUUUGAUUGAUAAUGAUUUGCGAGUAGUCCCACCGAGGUGCCGGGCCGGAUGGCCGGUCGUGACAAAGGCAGGGUUUCUAGUUGGGGGUUCUCAAAUUGAAUUUGCUGCCAAGAAGAUGGCAAGGAGCUACAACAAGGAGAUCCGGUUCGCAAUUGAGGUGGAAAUUAUCGCGUACUUAAGGAGAUAAGCAGCAACCACGUCAAAUUAAGCUGUAAGAAAUGUUUUUCUCUUGCUCAUGUUUAUACUCGAAAGCUAUUCGACCGUGGGAAAGGAUUUAAGCUUAUUAAAGGUUUUUCUCAUUUUUCUGGUGUCUAUGAAAUCGGUUAUUAUACAGCUACUUCAUGUUCGUUGGCAUUAUAUGUUUGUUCAAUUUUAAUGGCCAAAUACAAUGGCAAUUGUGUUCAUGAGCUGAUUAGCAAAUAUGGGUAUCCACCAGAUGGUUUUUUUAGUGAAACAGUUGCUUGCAUGUUUACUAAUGGCGAGUUUACUGAUACUGCUUCUUCGGUGUUAUUUGGUAAAAUUCCUGAGACUGAAGCUUGGUGUUUGGGUGAUUUUCUGUUACAACUUAAAAUGUCUAAAAUGAGUUACAAAUUGAUAGUUGAUGAAGGUCUCCUUGUAACUAUCAAAUCUGUUCGGCGGAUAUAUGAUCGUGGCAAAAUGUUUGAUAGUGUAAAAGGUUGUACUUUUUCUGCCAGUGCUUAUGAAUCAUGUGCUAAUACAAUUACUUCUUGGGAGACUGAUCUUAUUGGGUCACUUUUGAAGUAUGUUUACAAUGGUGAUUCCGUAUGUAAGCUAAUUCAAGAGCCUGGGUACCGUUUAGAUAUGUUAUUCGAGUCUUCAGAUGUGUUUGUGUUUUUCGGAAACGGUGAGAGUCAUAAUGCUUGCAAGUUAUUUGAUAUGAUGUUACAGCAAGUUAUAGGAGUUGAUAUUGCAAAUGCGCUAGGACAGUUGGGUAGAAAGCUUGAGAAUAUAGUGUGGAGUUGGACUGGUUGUGAUGAUAAUAUUCUCUUGCAACUCCAAAUUGGUUUACAUAAUGCUAUGGGGGUCAUACUUGGUGAAUUGUUGAAGGAGGAUGCAAUUCAGAAUGGGCACGGGAAGGUGCUGCGAAUACACUUGGAGGAGUUCAAGUAUCUUCUGAUGCUUCUUUCAGUUUCCAUAAAGGUGAGAAGCCACUUUUGUCUUACGAGAAAAGAAUUCUUUUGGCUCUCUCUUUUACUUCUUGAGAAAAUUCUGAAGAGAAUUUUUCAUUCCAACUGGAUUAGUUUGGACACACCUUACUAUGCUCCAUAUGCUACUUCAUAUUACAACCAAUGGAUAGGUUUAUACAAAAUUGAAUUCAUUUGGUUACGGGAAUAUAGCUGCAUCGAUUUUGUAUUUGCAAGGUUAGUAGGAAUUCUUUUCACGACUGUAGCACUCCGGUUGGUUGUUUGCUUGAGGCGGAAACUGCCCGCAACUUAUGAUGCUCAAUUCUAUUGUUUUCUGGUGCGUGUUCUUGAGCAGGGAUGGAUUUUAAAUAUAUCAACGCCAAGACCUUUUCUCAUCGAAGUUUCUGCGUCCACUUCGCUUAUAGUACCCACAUGUAGUGAAGAGUUAUACUGAUGUGCUUGAGCAGCUAAAGGUUGACCUUGGGGGUUUCAGCCAAGUCUUUUACUCCUUGUCAGCUUAUGGAAGCUAAUGAAAAAGGUGAGACGCUACACCAUUCAGUUGUAUAUAAGGUGAAUCCCGCUGU